UCUCAACACACUUUCACAACCCAUAUACCCUUACUCUCAUUGAUCCGAUGCACGACUCUUAAGGAAAUUAUUAGCUGUUCUGGUUCUCACAUAAGGAGAGGAUUCUACUACCGGUAGUGGUUAGCACAACAGACGUCGGCAUGGCUGGGGAGCCGAGAUCCAGUGAUGGAGGGCCGCGACGGCGCACCAAAAAGGCCUGUGUAACGUGCCAGGAGAAGAAGCUCAAGUGUAGUGGCCUCCAACCUUGUACCGCGUGCUCCUCACGCUCAACCCAGUGCACGUACGCAGACAUUCCUCGAGACCGCGCCCGGAUCCACACAAGGCAGCAACGUUAUGGGCGCAAUCUUCAAUCCACCCAGGCCCACGGGCACCUCUAUCCUCGCGCCUCCCCAAAACUGCCGUUGCCGCAAAACCAAGGCUCAAACAUACCCCCAAGGACGCCUCAAUUUCAAAAUGAGCGCUACAUACGUACAGAGAGCCAGGUUACGUCCUCGAAGAUGUUGCGCCCCAUGAACGAAGCACCCGCGGCAACGGGGGACGUCAUGGAGAGUACGUCGGUGGCAAACUCUGAAGGACAGAGACUCGGAGAGCAGCUGCGGAUGUUGCAGGAUGGGAAAGGCAGAUUACUAUAUUUGGGUGAUUCAGCAAGUCUAUCGUAUCUCGAUACAAUACGAAAACUCGUUGAGAGUACGAUUGGGCCGUGCAACUUCACAAACGAUGUGCAUAAAGGCAAACUUGUUGAGGGGUCGAUUUCGACAGGGUUGACGCCAACCUAUGUCCUACCUGAUAAGGAGGCGGCCGAUUUUCUACUUGAAUCUUUUUUCUCUAAUACUGUGGGAACAAUUUUAAUAUUCGAUCGAGAGGCAUUUACUCAAGAGGUUCAAUCGAUAUACGACAAUCCGCUGCAAACGAAGCAAUCACGUUUAUCGAUUCUAAACCUCGUUUUCGCAGUAGGCCUGCAACUGAUGACGAGUUCUGAUGUAUCUAGUCCUCAUGGGCGCCAAAUACUUGAGCGGCUCGAUGGCGGUAGUGUUAGUAGAGCUGAGAUGUUUUACGUAAAUGCAACGCAUCUGAACGAUCCAGUAUCCGGGUUUGAAGACGGAGACAUCACGUCUAUUCAAGCACUACUAUUAGUCACGGUGUUCAUGUUGACUGUAGCUAAACGUAACGCUGCAUGGGCUUACUUGGGUAUGGCGAUAAGAUCAGCAUAUGCGCUUGGUUUGCAUAGGAAACGGUCUGAUUUCUCUUUCACUGCACCUGAGCAGCGUGUUAGACGGAAUGUCUGGCGAAGUUUGUACGUGAUGGAUUGUUUCCUGUCAGCAAUGCUUGGCCGCCCAAACGGCAUCCAUUGCCGUGAUGCAACGGACUCUUUGGCUGCUGGCAGUGAUUUCGGCGAUCUCUGGACCUCCUCUGACGACACCCUUGAAUUGGCCUCUAUCAGCGCCUCUGUGCGCGCUUCCUGCCUUGUCGGCGACAUUCUCUCGAAUAUCUACGCAGAUCGCAAGAUCUCCACAGAGCUUGCACACGCGAUCUCAAAUAAAUUCCAAGCCUGCAAGGACUCCCUACCUACGUUCCUGCACUGGCAGAAUAUCGACCUUCCAGAUGAGGACCCCAAAGCGACCCUGGCGCAGUUGCAUGUAAAUUUGAAUUAUUUCCACGGCAUUAUACUGUUGACAAGGCCCUUCUUGCUACAGAGAGUUUCAGAUGAGAUUCGAGCCCUGAGGGAAACGGAUGGGGGCCUCCUGUCACGGCAGACACAUGAAUUGCCUGAGACCGAUUCCGCAAAGUCCGCGCCAUUUCAAGCAGCGUGUGUCAGGUCAGCAUUGUAUACCAUUAACGCCGUGCAAGCGGCCCUUCUCAAGCGUGCACUCCCUCGCCGGGAUCCGUUUGUAAUCUAUUGGCUUUUCACCGCAGCACUCAUAAUUUGUACCAACGGCUUCUGUGCCGUUUAUCACGACAUCGACAACAAACAUGCCAUGUACACGGCGCUCAAUCUACACCGUCAUUUCGGUGCGGUCGAUCCACUUGCGCGCCGGUUUCUGGACAUUCUCAUCGCAUUUAGUGAGGCUAUCGAGCAAGAUACUAUUCCUUGUGCGGUGCCAACGGGUAGUAAAUCAAAGCAGGAAGCCAUCUUUUCUGCCUUGUUCGGUGCCAUGCACUAUGGUGCUAAGCCUGGUUACGUCGACGACAGUGCCCAGCCGCAGACUGGAGGUAGUAGAGGGGCGAAUGAUCUCAGCCGUAACCAACCAGGAGGAAUUGGUUUUCACUCAGAAAUGGGACAAGGAAACGGGCAGCAGAUACCGCUGGAACCGGACUCGCCGCACGUUAGCCCACCAGAUUACUCGCUCGACUUUGAUGCAUUUCUUAUGAAUGUUACCCAAGAUCCAUAUCAACAGGACCUAUGGACGCCACUGUAUGGGAUCACAGAUACGAGCUAGCCGAUGCGAGCUAGCCCUCCUUCGCCUCUUGAGGGGGCUACAUGGGGCGGAUGCGUAGUAUGAAUAGUUCGUGAACAGAAUGUAUUUAUACUGUAAUAUCAAUAAUGAUUAAAACGAAGGAAUAAUGUGCUGUACUUUGCAAGG
This is a messenger RNA of Pseudogymnoascus verrucosus, 2582 nucleotides long. RefSeq lists its product as uncharacterized. Gene Ontology annotation, molecular function: RNA polymerase II cis-regulatory region sequence-specific DNA binding; DNA-binding transcription factor activity, RNA polymerase II-specific; zinc ion binding. Lineage: Eukaryota; Fungi; Ascomycota; Leotiomycetes; Thelebolales; Thelebolaceae. The record is from RefSeq and is a predicted model, not a curated record. The transcript has 7 exons. Gene Ontology annotation, biological process: DNA-templated transcription; positive regulation of transcription from RNA polymerase II promoter by galactose. Gene Ontology annotation, cellular component: nucleus. Bases 141 to 2438 code for a protein of 765 amino acids.